AGCGCGCGCACCUACAAAUCUUCCGGUGAAAAGCAAACGUUGCUGACGAAAGACGCGAGAACAGACAUCGCAUAAUCAACUUCUUCAAACGUUUUGAGUCAAAAUGCCCACAACCAAAACAGUGAUUUUGGACGCACUGGAAGAUCUUCUGGAUGCAGAGUUCAAAGACUUCAAAUGGCAUCUGUGCAAUCAAGAGAAUAAUCCUGUUUCUCGCGGAAAGCUUGAGAAAGCUAACUGCUGUGAUGUUGUGGAUAUCCUGGUGCAGCACUACAGUGCUUCAGAUGCAGGGAAGAUCGCAGUCAGAGCCCUACGCAAUAUUAAACAAAAUGAACUUGCCAUUCAACUGAAGGGGAAACUUCAGGAAGUUUCUUCAUCAGUGUCAGAAGAAGCAUCAGAAGAAGCAUCCAGUGCAGGAGUUCCUGCUAAAGCUUCAGGGGUUUCAGUCAGUAUAAAUGCUACAGAUGGAGGAAAAGUAAAGGCUCCAGUUCUUCAGGGUGGUACUUUUAAUGGCCCAAUAACAUUUAAUUAAUUUCAUUGGAAUGAAAUUGAAUAUCUAUCUAUCUUUCUAUUCAGGUAAUUCUCAGGGGAACCAAUCUGUCUUUCUAUAUAUAAAGAUGCUGCUAAAACUAUUGGCUUAACCCCUUUAGACCUAAUUCUUCCAUUUUUUAUUCAGUUUGCCUUAUUUUGAUUGUUUAUCAGGGCAUCGGUUCUCAGCAUUUUUAUACCACAAAACGUGAUGUCCAUUCCAGUGGACGCAGGGUCUGAAGGGGUUAAAUAAAAGUGAACACUGAUUAGUAAAUAAUACAUACUUUAUUAUCAUAUUUAGUUAAACAAGAUUCUAUAUUGUAUAAUGUUUUGUUACUGAGCAUUGCUGAUGUCAUGCUAAAGCAGGGGUCUCAAACUCAAACUGGCUUGGGGCCAUUUCAGUGACUGACAUUUCAUCGAAGGGCCGCAGAGCUAUUUUAACAUAAAAAAGUACAAUAUUUCGGUUUAUGUACUGUUUAAAUUCUAUUAUUGAAUGUAUAAUAACACUUGAAAACUAUACAAGCAGUGGUUUUUAUCUUUUUAAUAAACGUUAUAUUAUAAAAGUAAGUAAAUCUUUUCUUAACCUUAUCUUAAAUAAUUAAGGCCUAUUAAAACCUUGCACUAAACUAACAAAUUUAAUUCCUCUAUACAUUUAUAAACUAUUAUUAAAAAAUGUACGCGACGAACUCUUAUACAUUUGAAGGCGGAGGGCCGGGAGUUUGAGACCACUGUGCUAAAGUCUCCGGGAGUCUUGAUCUUUGUACCAAAAACACAGAGAUUUUAAUUUCCAUUGUACAAAUAAAAAAUCUUGUGUACAUCAA
Messenger RNA from Paramisgurnus dabryanus, 1346 nucleotides. RefSeq names its product caspase b. The record is from RefSeq and is a predicted model, not a curated record. NCBI's taxonomy places the organism in Eukaryota, Metazoa, Chordata, Actinopteri, Cypriniformes, Cobitidae.